This is a messenger RNA of Rotaria sp. Silwood1, 1449 nucleotides long. The record is from the annotation of a GenBank genome assembly. Lineage: Eukaryota; Metazoa; Rotifera; Eurotatoria; Philodinida; Philodinidae.
AUGCUUUUUUUCUAUACAAUAAUAAUCGGUUUUUUUACUUUAAUCAAAUAUGGAGUUAAUGGAAAUGCUGAUGCUAAACGUCUUUUAAAUGAACUUAUGAAAGAUUAUAAUAAAUAUGUUUUACCUGUAGAAUCAAUAAAUGAAAAAGUUAAUUUAACAUUAGGUUUGAAAUUAUCACAAUUAUCUGAUAUUGAUGAACGAAAUCAAAUAAUGACAACCAAUGUUUGGCUAGAACAUGAAUGGACUGAUUUUAAAUUAAGAUGGACACCUAGUCAAUAUGGUGGAAUUGAUGUUGUUGAAAUUCCAUCAUCAGAUAUUUGGGUACCAGAUGUUGUUUUAUAUAACAAUGCUGAUGGAACCUAUGAAGUUAAUACAAUAACUAAAGCUCAUGUUUUUUGGAAUGGAACAAUUAAAUGGAAUCCUCCUGUUAUAUAUAAAUCUUAUUGUGCUAUUGAUAUUGAAUAUUAUCCAUUUGAUGAACAAAAUUGUGUUCUUAAAUUUGGUACAUGGACACAUAAUGGAAAUUUAGUUGAUCUUCAUCAUAAAUCAGGACAAGUUGUUGUUGAUGUUGGUGUUGAUCUUUCUGAUUAUUAUCCAUCGAUUGAAUGGGAUAUUCUUGCUGCUCCUGCUGUUCGGCAUGUUGUUUUAUAUGAUUGCUGUAAAGAUGAUCCAUAUUUAGAUGUAACGUUUGCAUUACGUAUUCGACGUAAGCCACUUUUCUAUCUGGUUAAUCUUGUUAUUCCUUGUAUAAAUAUUGCUUUUCUUACAAUUCUUGUUUUUUAUUUGCCAAGUGAUUGUGGUGAAAAAUUAACAUUAUCAAUAUCAAUUUUUGUUGCACUUCAAGUUUUUUAUCUUCUUUUAGUUGAUCUUAUACCACCAACAUCAUUGAAACUUUCUUUACUUGGUACAUAUUUACUUUUUACAUUAGUACUUGUUAAUGCAUCUAUAUUUGUAACUAUAAUAACAUUAAAUAUUCAUUGGCGUCAUCCAAAUACUCAUCAUAUGCCUGCAUGGGUGAAACGAUGGUUUUUUGAAAUAAUUCCACCAUUCAUAUUCAUGUCUAAACCACAUAUUGCUAGUGCUUUAUUACGACCAAAACAAAAUAAUAGUGAUAAAGAAUCAGCAUUAUCACAAUAUGGUGAUAAUAUACAUAGAUUAAAUAAUUAUUUAAAAACGCUAUCCAUUGAUAGAUAUCCACCAAUAAUUCAACAAGCCAUAAGAGAUAUUCGAUAUAUAAGUGAAAUACAACGUGAAACAGAACAAGAUAACUUGGAAAGAGAAGGUUGGCGAUUUAUUGCACUUGUCAUGGAUCGGUGUUGUUUAAUAGUAUUUAUUUUUUUAACUAUAAUUGGUACAUGUGUCACAUUACUAUCUGCUCCGUCCAUACAUAAUAAAGCCGAUCCGAUUGAACGACAAUAUUCACACCAUUAUAAUUCACAAUCAAGUUAA